UUUUAUCAUCUAUUUUUGAAUGGAUUCCUAAAAUCAAGAAUUAAUUUUAGAAGAAUAUAUUAGUGAUGAAUAAAUAUUAUAGUAAAAAAAAUACCAAAUUGAUGAAGAAUUGGAGUAUAUGAAAAAGAUGGAAGAGAGCGCGCAAAUUGAAAUUGAUAAUUUAGAAAUGAGAAUAGGGUAGAUGAAAUUAAAAAAAUAAUAAACUCAAUAAGCAUUAAAUUAACAAAUGCAAACAAUUAGUCAAUAGAAAUAAGAAAUUUUAUAAAUUGAUGCUAAAAUAGCAUUUAUUAAUAGGAAGUUAAAAAAGGACCCUUUGUAAUAAGAUGAUAAAAUUAGUGAGGAGGAAAUAUUAAAAGAUUCUGUCUAUAUAAAUACUUUACUUUCACUAAAAGAAUAAAAUAUCAAAAUUAUGAAAUAAAAAAUUGAUAAUAUCCGUCCAAUAAUAAAUUAAGAAAAAGAUUUAUAACAAUUAAGUUAGGAUCUGCUUUAAAAGUAGAACCAAUUAAAAGAGAUAAAAAACUAAUAAAAAUUUGGUGAUUUGAAUAAGACUAUUAAUAAUUUGAAUGCAAAACUUGAAGAAAUGAGAAAUUACCAAUAAGAGAGAAAAAAUAUUAAUAAAGAGAUAUAAGAGUUCAAUAUUAAGCUUUAGAAAUAUGAAGAUGAAAAAUAGAUGCUUUUGAAUCAAAUACAAAUAGUUGAGACAAUAUAUAGAACUUAUGAAAACUUAACAGAAUAAUAAAAUACGAUAAUUAGUAAUCUUGAAGAAGAAAUCAAUAGUAAAACAAAUAACUAAUUUUGAGUUAUCAAUAAAGUUAUCAACGAUAUCAUAUAAAGCGCC
Molecule: messenger RNA, 838 nt
Organism: Paramecium sonneborni
Lineage: Eukaryota; Ciliophora; Oligohymenophorea; Peniculida; Parameciidae
Source: the annotation of a GenBank genome assembly